Messenger RNA from Ceraceosorus guamensis, 1560 nucleotides. RefSeq lists its product as hypothetical. NCBI's taxonomy places the organism in Eukaryota, Fungi, Basidiomycota, Exobasidiomycetes, Ceraceosorales, Ceraceosoraceae. Bases 1 to 1560 code for a protein of 519 amino acids. The record is from RefSeq and is a predicted model, not a curated record. The transcript has 6 exons.
AUGAUACCGCACGCAGGUACGAGCAGGGGUCUGAUCUUUUCGCCGAGCUCCUUGGCUCGCUUUGAUGCGCCUACACGCGAUCGCAUCAUAUGCGCCGCUAGCUCGCCCGACCCGGAUAUGCGUCAAAUCUCCGGCUUGGGAGGCGGCGCUUCCUCCCUCUCCAAGUGCGCCAUAGUCAGUGCACCAGCCGACGAUUGGAGCAAGCUGGCGCGCAUAGCUGGCCAUCCCUUUCCUGGCGUAGCAUGGAGCGAGAAUUUCGAGAUGUCCAUGCAUGCAGAACGAGGUUGGGAUUGUGUGUAUCGCUUUGGACAGGUACCUAUCAACGGAACGCAGAUCGAUUGGGGCUCUACGUGCGGCAAUCUGGUAGCCGCCGUAGCAGACUAUCAUCUGUCCAGCGCGAUUGGUUCGUCGCAGAUCUCGGCUUCGCUGCCGCCAUCCUCCCAAGUCGAAGCCGGCGAUACAACCUCGGCAGUAUUGAGGAUAUUGGCUCAUGAUACAGGCAAGGUCGUCAAGGCUAGAGUACCUGUCUAUUGGGAAGAAGAGAUUGAGAGGUGGAUGCCUUGUACCGAGGGAGAGGCCAGCAUCGCUGGAGUUCCGGGAACAGGCCCGGCCAUCGUCAUCGAGAGCCCCCUGGAGAGCGACGUGCUUCCAACUGGCCGGCCAGUAGACUCGAUCAAGAUCGAUGAAAGUGAGACAAAAGUCACAGUGACAGAUACAGGCCUUCCGACCAUCUUUGUGGAUGCUCGAGAUCUGCGCAUUCCUCUAGAUCAGCUAGUGGACCACCCAUCGGUACUCGAAACCGACGGCGAGCUGAUGCGUCGCCUAGAAAAGAUCCGUUACGAAGCGAGUCAACUCUCAGCUAGCUUGAGCUCUAAAUUUUCUCCACCUGCGCCCAAAAUCUGUCUCGUGCAUCCCAAAGCCGCCUACAAGACCACGGGAGGUCAAAGCAUCGAAGCGUCGGAGAUGGAUGUGCUCAUCAGAGCCUUGAGCAAUGGUCAAGUCCACCGAACCGUCCCCGCGACGACGCUGAGCGCGGCCACGGCAGCUCUGUGCUACGAUGACUCUGUCAUCUCGCGCGCAUUUCGAGCCAGCGGAGGACAGAUCAGUCCUUCUUCCUCGCAAGCGACCCGCACCGCUUCUCCCCCGAGCACGUCCACAUCUUUGCACUCUCCCGACAUCAUCUCUCUAACGGUGGGUCAACCAGCAGGUCUAUCUACCGCCUCUGCCAAGAGAUCUGCGUCGCGCUCAAAUCAAAAAAGGUCCGAACCGACGGCGAUCGUGAUGACCCGAACAGCUAGGAGGAUCAUGCAAGGAAACAUUCUCGGCUGGCACAAUUUCAUGCCUCCGACGCCACGCCAGCAUUUGUGCGAGACGCCUUUUGAGGAGGAGGGAGCGGAUGGGAAUGAUGCGUCGGAUGGGCAAGAUGCGCAAGCAGAGCCCAAGACAGAGCAAAAGAGAGAAUUGCAAAUGAGACGAUGGUUUGGCAGUUCCGUCUCGCCUGAACGAGGAGACUUGGACUUAGAAGUUCGCGAAGAAGACGGCGUGUCGAAGAUCGCGUGA